GCAAUAGUAUGCAGGUGCAAUUGUCAUGGGUUCAAAUGUUCGUGGGUUCAAAUGUAAUGGAACCCCCAAAUACGACUUCUCAAAUUUGUCGUUUAUGUUUGUUAGCAAACGCCGUGGGGGUAAUUCUCGCGGAUUGGAUAUUGGAAUCACUUGAAAGAAUUUCAAAAAUGAAAAUCUUUUCGCGGCACACCAAAAUCAUUUCGCGGCACAUUAGGUGGUUGGGAACCACUGGAUUGGACCAAGAUCAAUGUAUUUGCACCAAAGUGACGGACGAGUUGACGCUCAUUGUUGCAAAAACUAGAUAAAGAUAGGUAGCAGUUGAUUAUGCUAGUUCAUUCUAAUCUUACACCAAAAACACACAAUUGUAUUACAAUCAAAUAUUGCCAUGCGAUACGAACCGUGACAAAAGUACCCUCAAUAUCUUUUACGUGGCGUUUUGCAGACUUGCGAUGGAUUGUGAUUACCCAGAAUACAGAAAUUUUCUGUAUUACAUCAUUGAAAAAUUCUGUAUGGCCAUUCCGGUAAUAUAACCGCGAGUUGACGCUUACAAACUUGUUUACGCGUUCAUAACCAUCAUAUUGAAUAAAAAAUAUUUAAACCCUGUAGCACAGUACUGUAUGUAGUACUGGUUGAUCACCUAAUAUACAUACUAUUUUCGCAAUCUGCUAUUUAUUCUUCAACACUGAACACGACUGAUAUUUGUUUGCACGUUAUCGCCUUCUCUUAUUCGAUAGUUUGGUGAAUACGUACUAUUUUUAAGUACCAAAGUUAAAUUUCUAAACCGCUUGACAUGCGAUUCGCAAUGCUAUUCUAUUUCAAACAUUCAUUGACAUGACAAACCAUGUAAAGUUGAUUCCUUACAAAGCUACAACAUUAAACAUUAACUAAUAUUUCUUUGCACGUCAAACCAACUAUAAUGUUUUUUAAAGAAAUGUGGCAUGCCCGAGGGAAUAGUAGCAUUUUCUUGAAUUCAACGCGUUCGGAUCAUGUACAGCGUUUGGCAGAUCAUUGUAAAGUGGGAAAAGCGCAUAGGCGAGAUGAAGGUAUUAGUAGUCGCAUUUUCAAAAUGUGGUACAAAGACCUUUGCUUCAGCACUUCGCACUCUAGGUUAUUCUGUUUAUGAUUUUGAAGAAAAUCAAAAUUAUCUUAGAGAGGAUUGGAUAAAAAUAAUGACCGAAGGAGGGACGAAAGAAGACUUUUAUCGAAUGUAUAAAGACAUUGAUGCUGCUGCAGACAUCCCUGCUUGUCUUUUCUGGGAAGAAAUUUCUGAAGCGUUCCCUGACGUAAAGCUUAUUUUCACAUGCCGGAGCAGUGAAGAUGAAUGGUUGCAAAGUUACCAACUACAGAUGAAGGCUAUUGCAGAUAAUUACUUUGUUGCUAUAUGGCCGUUUCUCUCUUGGACAGCUUACAAAAAUUUCCAAUUUAGCCACCAUGCAGGCCGCGUAGCGUUCUGUUGCCCUCCACAAAGAAUGAAUCAAGUUUACCAAGGUGGAAGUCCAACUGUUUUGAAGAAGAGAUACAGAGACCACAACACCAGUGUUUUACGGAGGGCACCGAAAGACCGACUUUUAAAAAUGAAUUUGUCAGAUGGAUGGGAACCUCUGUGCAAAUUUCUUGGAAAACCUAUCCCAAACGUCCCUUUUCCACAUAAAAACAAAAAAGGAUCGGUUAUAGAAGAAAUCAUUAAAGAAAGCCCAUUCGCUUGUCAAAUCAAAAAAGAAAUGUCCAUAGCGAUAUUUGUCAUUUCAGUGUUAUUAGCUGUGGGUGUUUUCUUUUUGGGUAGGUCAUUUUUCUGAAAGAUGACCUGAAAAUGGAUUUAAAAGCAUCUCGUGGCACAUCUUAUAAAAUGUUUCAAAUGAUAUAAAUAGAAUAUAAAACUUACUUUGUGUCGAGAAUUUAUUUAGCAGGUUUUGAAAAUAAAUGUCAUAAAUUUGAGAAUCGAAUGCAGAUAAUGUAGGAUAAAAUUUUGUCUCAAUCCUAAUGCAUUGUUUGAUAAGAUUUUACAAAACUGCUGAGGAAAGUCUUGACAGAAAGAGUGGGCAGUAUAAAUUAGCCGAUGCAUAAGUUGUACAAGAAAAAUAUAUAGCGCCAAUAUUAA
Messenger RNA from Styela clava, 2098 nucleotides. RefSeq lists its product as uncharacterized. The record is from RefSeq and is a predicted model, not a curated record. NCBI's taxonomy places the organism in Eukaryota, Metazoa, Chordata, Ascidiacea, Stolidobranchia, Styelidae.